AAACCCAGACCCCCUAAUUCCCAGCCCAGGUUCUUCUGUCACCCCCUGUGUGGAGGGAUGAGAUCAUCAGGCUCAUUUCAGAACCUCUAGGAAUGUGGGCCACCCUAGGAAGACAUGGGUGGAUUCCCUCACCACAGAAGGAACCCCACCCCACCUUCUCCAGAAUUCUUUCACUCCCAAAGACCAGAAAGAACACCUGCCUCUGUUGGGGACCCCCUAUCUUCCUCAGGGGAAAGGGCAGAUCUACCCCAUCUCUGGAUUCGCCAGAUGGGGCCCAUAAAGGGGAAAGGUGGCGUGGAGGAGCAGAGAAAACACUCAGCGAUAACAUCCAGAUCCCUUGGCACGAGUUGAGCAACAGCAGAGCUCCAGCCACAACGCUGCUCUGCUCGCCACCACCCCACCACCCCACCGCUCCCACUGCACGCCUCCAGGCCUUCCCACGUGCUGCUUCCUCCUCCACCUUUGUCUGGAAGAUUCCUCGUUCUCCUCAAUACCCUGCUCAACAGUCUGUUCCUCCAGGAAGUCUUCCUUGCACCCCUCCUCCCCCAGCUCAGCCCUCUGUGCUCCCACAGGCACUAGUGCUGCCCUCUGAUAGAACCGAUCACACCCCAGGGCCCCCCAGCACCCUGUGUAACACCAUCCCAACAUCCAUCUCAAGACAACAGUUCCUUUUGGUAUCUCCCUUUCCAAUCAGAAAACAAGCUCCUCAAGACAGUGAUCGCCUCCCUCCCCCGAGUAAGCCUGAGCGAGGCAGUGCUGGGCACGCAGCAGGCGUGCUGUGGGUGUGGAGCCGGAGCGGGUGGAAGUGGAGACGGUGGGGCUUGCCUGCGGACGGAGGUGGUGAUGAUGUCACUUCAUACUGGGAGAGGUGA
This is a messenger RNA of Ailuropoda melanoleuca (giant panda), 872 nucleotides long. Its product is annotated as gametogenetin-like. NCBI's taxonomy places the organism in Eukaryota, Metazoa, Chordata, Mammalia, Carnivora, Ursidae. The transcript is spliced from 3 exons. The record is from RefSeq and is a predicted model, not a curated record. The coding region runs from base 93 to 872 and encodes 259 amino acids.